This is a messenger RNA of Malaclemys terrapin pileata, 3289 nucleotides long. It is a transcript of the gene OTULINL, whose product is annotated as OTU deubiquitinase with linear linkage specificity like. Gene Ontology annotation, biological process: protein linear deubiquitination. The record is from RefSeq and is a predicted model, not a curated record. Gene Ontology annotation, cellular component: cytoplasm. Gene Ontology annotation, molecular function: cysteine-type deubiquitinase activity. NCBI's taxonomy places the organism in Eukaryota, Metazoa, Chordata, Testudines, Emydidae. The transcript has 8 exons. Bases 413 to 1378 code for a protein of 321 amino acids.
AACCUCCCAGGAUUUUCCCCCUCAAACAAUGUGUAAACCUCAUACAAUUAGUCAUAAUUUAGCUGCUUUGAAAUUGUUUAUUAAAAGUAUCCCCAUUUGUUUCCAUAGAUAAUCAGUGCAUAUGCUAUGAAUAGAGAUGCCAUAGGAUAUUCCCCAACAAUCAAAAUCUCUGGACCUUACUGAAAGAGCUAAUGUUUUGUUAUAGUUGUAGCCAGUGAUAAAUGUUUGCUGCAGCUCCUGGAAGACAAUGCGUUUUAAAAUGUUACACUGAUUUUUGGAUCUACUUUAGGAGUGCAUAUUAUAAAAUUGUUCUUUAUCCCUUCAAAAGCAGCACUUCCAGGAGUAACCCCCUUUCAUCUCAGGAAGGAAUGAAGUGCAGUCCUGGACAACAGCUGUCAACCAAUCCUUACAUAUGGUGUGGCAAAAAAUAAAGAGACAACUAAUAUUAGUCAUGUCUUUUCUCCUUGCUGCUCUCUGGUAUUGUAGAAGGCUCUAUGCAUACUUAGCACAGCUGUUGAAAUGGUGGAGUAGAUAUCUGCAGAGAAAAUUCAAAAAGAACCUCAGUGUACUGGCAGAAGUUGAUCUGCUUGGUUAUUGUGCAAGAGAAUGGAAAGGAGAAACCAAGCAGGCCAAGCAGAUGAAGGCGGCUUAUGAAGAACUGUUUUGGAAACACCAUAUUAAAUAUAUACGACAAGUCAGAAGAGAUAACUACUGUGCAUUAAGAGCUGUGCUGUUUCAGGUAUUCAGCCAGGGCAUUUAUUUUCCAUCAUGGAUGAAGGAGAGAGACAUUUUAAAGCUCCCUGAAAAGCUUCUGUAUUCACAAGGCUGCAACUGGAUUCAGCAAUAUAGUUUUGGACCAGAAAGAUACACAGGCGCCAACGUAUUUGGAAAAUUACGUAAAUGUAUGGAAACAUUAAAGACACAGUGGACUGAAAUAAGUGGUGUUAAAGACCAUGACGAAAGAGGAAACAUGUGCAAUAUCCUUUUCUCCGAUGAAAGCAAGGAAUAUAAGCUGUAUGAGGCUAUAAAAUUCAUCAUGCUUUACCAAGUUGUGGAAGCCUAUGAACAGAUGAAGAAUGAGCAGAAACGUGUACCCGUCCUUUUUAGCCUCCUUUUUGCUCGUGAUACGUCAUCUGACCCUUUGAGUUUCAUGAUGAAUCAUCUGAAUUCCAUAGGGGACACGGGUGGUCUGGAGCAGGUUGAAAUGUUUCUUCUUGGAUAUUUACUUGAAGUAAAUAUAAGAGUCUACAGACUGUAUAAGUUUAACACUGAAGAGUUUCAAGUAAACUAUCCAGAGGAGUAUCACAGGGACUGGCAGGAAGUCUCUCUUCUGACUGAGGAUGACCAUCAUUAUCACAUCCCCAUUAUUAGAAUAUAAGACUGAUUUCUAACCAUGCAGUAGAAGAAGUGACCAUCUCCAGCAAAUUAUCACCUUUAAGCCAAGUCCUUUGCCAGCAACAGUAGGAUUUCAAGUAACAUAAAAUAAUGACUACAGGACACACAGAUUUAUUAUGUUAACUUCUUGCUUGCUUGUACUGACCCAUAUCACCUGUGAUCUGCCUCAGAAAAACACAAAAUACAUAAUCAUACAAUCAGGACAAAUUGGCAUAUUAAGGUUCUCAAAUAAAAAAAAAUGGUAAAUCACCUGUGAGAAAACAUUAUCACUAGAUAGUUGAUAGUCACUUGUUGAGCGAAGUCCAAAACACGUGUUGUACAUAAACUUACAAUGUCAAAUGAUACCUAUUCUUUGUUUAAGAAGGGUGCUUCAGCCACUGACUUGGGAGAGAAACAACGGCAAUAAUAAAAAUAAAUAACUUGCAAUAUAGCUUUACUCAAUAUAUACUCUUCCCCCUGCUCUCCCUGCAUCCCUUCUUUUUGGAAGGGUCAGAUUUUAAUGUUACCUAUCAAAAGUACGUAAAGGAUUUUCUUUGCAAUUGGUUUGAGAAGGCUGUGCACUUCAGUGCAUUUACAAAUACUGGCUUUUCACAAAAAUGUUAACUCUCUGUACAUUAUAUAUACAUUUAGCAGGACUCACAUUUCCUAAGCUUUUUUGUAUAUACGAUUUAAUACCUUUGAGUUACUUUUCUUAAUCUUGACAUCAAGGUUACUUCUAGUUUUUGAGGGUCUUAAGAAGUAUCCAGUAUAACAAGCAAAUUAUCUUAGGUGGGAACUGCUAUUUCACCACACUUUAUGUUCAUUAAAAAGAUGACUACUAGGAAGGAAGGGAAAUGCCAGAUACAUUAAAAAAGCAAGUAUUGCUGUCUUGAAUAGGGAGCUUUACACAUUCCCCUCAUUCUAAGAAACUGAACUGCAGUUCCACCAUUUUAUAAAAUUAGGAAGCUUAACUUUAAUGAAAAUUAAAGUGAUAACAGUUUAGCAAUAUGUUUAUUUAUGGCACAUGAACAUCAUCAUACAUAAGGCUGCGAGUUUGUCAUGGAGGUCACGGAAGUCACAGAUUCUGUGACUUUGUGGGACCUCCAUGACUUCUGCAGCUGCACCAUCGGGGAGGGAGUGAGGGCUCUGGGUGGCACUUUCCUUGGGGGCUCCCCAGAAGCGGUGACAUCCCUCAGUUCCUAGGUGGAGGUGUGGCCAGGCAGCUCUGUGUUCUGCCUCUGCCUGCAGACACCACCCCCACUCCCAUUGGCUGCGGUUCCUGGCCAAAGGAAGCUGCAGAGCAGGCACUCGGGACAGGCAGCGCACAGAGCUGCCUGGCCAUGCUUCUGCCUAGGAGCUGAGGUGGCUGGGAUGUUGCCACUUCCGGGGAGGCACAGAGCCAGGUACGGAGCCUGCCAGCCCCGCCAAUCCCCACCACCACCAAUGGGGGUCCUGGGUUGCACGCCGCUACCUGCCCACCAGCAUCAGUGUGGGUCCCAGGCUGUGCACCGCCUCGUAUCCCCCACCCCAGCACCAACGGUGCCCCCUGCAGCACCUCCAGCAUUCCCGGGCUGCACCCCCCCCAAUAUUUAGUCCAGGGUAUAUAGUACAAGUCAUGGACAGGUCACAGGCAAUACAUUUUUGUUUACUUCCCAUGACCUGUCUAUGACUUUUACUAAAAAUACCAUGACUAAAACAUAGCCUUAAUCAUAAGCUUAAAAUUAUUUGAGUCACUUCUCUAAUAAGAUUAUAUAUAAAGAGAAGAGUUUUUAAUAAGAAACAAACAAUUUUCCUUUAAAGUUGAAAUCAUCUCCAAAGACUCAUGUAGUGUUUCUCUUUCUCACAGGAGAUAAUUUACCAGAAUGAAAUGGUGAAUUAGGUCUUCAGGAGAUAAACUAAUUAUAUAUGCUUUGAG